Molecule: messenger RNA, 1256 nt
Organism: Volvox carteri f. nagariensis
Lineage: Eukaryota; Viridiplantae; Chlorophyta; Chlorophyceae; Chlamydomonadales; Volvocaceae
Exons: 8
Coding region: 35-1153 (372 amino acids)
Molecular function (GO): delta(3,5)-delta(2,4)-dienoyl-CoA isomerase activity
Source: RefSeq, a predicted model, not a curated record
AUCUUGAUUCCGGUCGCGCUGGGCUACAUCAAGAAUGGCACCUCCUGAUGCAUAUACACCUAGGCUAAUAAACCAGCUUCAAGGAUAUACCUCUAUCGUUGCUGGGCAUGUGGAAGCAGCGCCAGGCGUCGCGUACAUGGAGCUUGCACGUCCGCAUCGCCACAACAGUUUCCAUGAGGAGCUCUGGGACGAAUUCCCAAGAGCGCUUCAGCAACUGGACGCACAUCAAGACACGCGAGUGAUCGUGGUUGCAGCUCAGGGCAAGAACUUCUGCGCGGGCAUCGAUGUGGGUUACCUCCAGCGUAACUUCGCCGCCAUGACGUCAUCUUCUGCUCCUGCGACUGCUGCCACUAGUCCGGCAGUAGCUUCUACAGCUACGGCGGGGGAGUCUGCCGCCGCAGCAGCAGCCGCUACCUCGGGUAGAGCGGAACCCUGCCCGGGUGCCCAACGUGCCGCUAUGCGACGAAACAUUCUCUACCUUCAGGACGCGUACUCGGAACUGGAAAGGUGUCGUGCACCCGUAAUUGCUGCCGUGCAAGGCCGCUGUAUCGGUGGUGGAGUGGAUCUAAUCACUGCGUGCGACAUCCGUAUUUGCAGCCAGGACGCCUCCUUCUGCGUCAAGGAGGUGGAUCUUGCAAUCGCAGCGGAUCUGGGGACCCUGCAACGCCUGCCGCAUGUAGUUGGCCAUGGUGUCGCCAUCGACCUGGCUCUCACAGCGCGAACUGUGGACGCGGCGGAGGCGCGGCACAUCGGCCUUGUCAGCACUGUCGUACCAUUCACAGCCGACGUCGCCGCUAGCACCGGUAACGACAGCCCUGGCCGCGUCGCGGUGGUUGCGGCGGCGUUGCAGCUGGCUAGGGUGAUCGCUUCCAAGCCCCAACUUGCCGUACAGGGAACCAAGCGAGUGCUGCUUCACGCCAGGGACCAGCCGCGUGUCGCUGACGGUCUGGACUACGUGGCCACGUGGAACAGCGCCCAGCUCAUCACACACGACCUCACGACCAGAAUACUACUGGGAGGGACAGUGAACGUCAUCCCCCGCCAGCUCAGGCGCCAGGCAUGCAGCCCGACCCGCCAGUCCAGCAUGGGCAGCUGCUCCACCUGGGAAACCAGAUCCGGAUCUUCCACGACACCGGAUUCACCCACCAGGUAGCCCUGUCGUAUUUGGAUGCCGUACACACGAGCCGCAGUGGAACGGUACAAUGAGGAGGGAGGUAAAACCCUAAGUGUUGUUCCUCCCACACAGCCGCCCGCCC